UGUACGAACUUAAAUAAAUACAUUGGGAGGGCAGUUAUGACUACUGUGUGAUAUGAAGACAUUGGGAGGGGUAUUAACGUCUUAUAUAAAGCUGUGAACGGGGAGACAUAAGACAGUUCAACUUACAUUUUGACAAGAAGACUUCCUUCAGCAUGGGUUCUCUCGUCCGUGUGGUAGUGUGUGUGCUGAUGUUGGUGGUUGUGUGUCGAGCUCAGUGCUUCUUCCAGGAGCUGGAGACCAAAGACCCCAAGACUCCAACAAAGGGGUGUGUGGAUAAGGAGGGAAAGCAGCAUGUGUUUGGUUCUUCAUGGGUGAAGGACUGCUAUGACUGUUCCUGCUCCAUGCGAGGCAUCGGAUGCUGCAACAGGAUCCCAGAGGUGGUGGAUCUCUCAGCAGAGUGUGAGCUGGUGGUGGACAGAAAAGCCUGCUCAUACAGAGUGGUGAUGAAGUCAGACAAGACCAAGGACUGUAACAGCUCCUUCAGUAUGGUCUUGUAAAAAUGUCUGCAUGGUUGCAUGUACACACCAACAUGUAUAGAUGGAACUUACAUCAAAUAAAACAAGGCAACAGUGAACAUGUCAAUGUUUAUUUGGAUCCCCAUGAGCUUUUUCAGAAGCAGCAGCUACUCUUCCUGGGGUCCACAAAAACAGAAACCAUGACAAGUAACAAACACUGAUACACUGAUAGAUCAGAACAGUCCAACAAAUGUAAAAUAUAAUGAUAUACAAACAAUGCAGCUAAAAAAUAAAAACAGUUCAACAAAAA
This is a messenger RNA of Oncorhynchus keta (chum salmon), 765 nucleotides long. RefSeq names its product beta-microseminoprotein (gene msmb). The record is from RefSeq and is a predicted model, not a curated record. NCBI's taxonomy places the organism in Eukaryota, Metazoa, Chordata, Actinopteri, Salmoniformes, Salmonidae. The coding region runs from base 153 to 497 and encodes 114 amino acids. The transcript has 4 exons.